AUGGUCCUCAGCCAGAUAGCUUUGCGCCGUCCCCGAAUCUUCCCGGCGUCCCAGUUGAACUUGGGCAGGCGCUUGACAGCCCGCUCCCUGUUGAGCAGACUUGGGCUGCCGUCCGUGGUUGCUCUAGGACUCUUCUUCGUAGAAUCGAAGUCCGAGCAUGCCUCUGAACUUUUGGAACUUGACACGGCCCAAGUUUUUGGUGAAGAGGUCUGCCGGAUUAUCGUCAGUGCCAAUGAAGAAGACUUCGACCUGUCGUUCUUCAAUUAG
Fomitopsis serialis is the source of this 267-nucleotide messenger RNA. RefSeq lists its product as uncharacterized. The transcript has a single exon. The record is from RefSeq and is a predicted model, not a curated record. Lineage: Eukaryota; Fungi; Basidiomycota; Agaricomycetes; Polyporales; Fomitopsidaceae. The coding region runs from base 1 to 267 and encodes 88 amino acids.